CUCCCUCCAGAACCUUCACUGUGCAGGGAGCGCAGCAAAACCUGAGGCCUGUCGGAGGCCUGCGGGCUGACGGGGGGCGGGGCACUUUCUUUCUUGGGUACAGGCUUUUCCCUCCUGGUGCCCUGCCUCUGUGCAGCCCGACGGGUGGGAAGGCAUGUGUGCCAGGCUAACAAGAUGCCCUAGUCAUGGCGAGGCUGUCUGUGUUUGGGAUCCCCGGCUGUGGUGCCUUCUGAAGAGGAACCCUUUUCCUGUGGUUAACUGAGCAGCCAGCCCUUCACGUUCUCAGCUGGCCGUCCCAUCCUGGCAACACCAAGCUCACAUUCCGGCCUUCACCGACAUUGCUGUGUCUGUUUACCACCUGCACUGCAAUUGUUUUUUGUUUGUUUUGGGGGGAUGGCGCCUCGCUCUGUCAUCCAGGCUGCAGUGCAGUGGUGCAAUCGUGGCUCACUGCAGCCUCGGCUACCCAAGCUCAAGCAGUCCUCCCACCUCAGCCUCCUGAGUAGCUGGGGCCACAGGUGCAUGCCACCAUGCCCAGCCGAUUUUUGUGUUUUUCGUAGAGACAGGAUCUCACUAUGUUGUCCAGGCCAGGCUCAAACUCAUGGGCUCAAGCGAUCCUCCCACCUCAGCCUCCCAAAGGGCUGACAUUACAGGUGUGAGCCCCCGAGUCCGGUCUGCACUGCCGUUUACUUAAUAUUUUUCUUUAACUAGAUUUAUUUUUAAACAAGGCUUUGUCCAAGGACAUUUGGCUUACAGACACAGAGCUGAUUAACUGGUUAUGUAUUUUUUGAUAAGGCAGUUAAGAAAAAUGUGUAGCUGAUGAAAUAGCAUGUGCUGGGCCCCACCACUGGGCCUGGGAGGUGCAGCGCGUCCCAGCAGAGGCUGCCUCCUGCCUGCCACGCCUGCUGUUCUCACAGGCAGGGGCUCUGCUGCUUAGAGCAGUGUGGCCAUCUCGGCUUUUCUCCUCAUCGUCUGUCACACACUGGUCCCCACCACGCCUCUCGCCGCCCCUGCCUCUGUCCCUGUGUAGCCCGAGGAGCUCCAGCUUUCCCCGGCGACGGUGCUCUGGGAGUGGGGACAUGAUGCAACCGUGCACCCCAGACCCUUCCCUGUCCUGGGGGGAGGAGUGCGGCACGCAGAGGAGCAGAGGGCAGGGACACUGGCCCCGUAGGGGAAGAAGGUGCUGCUGUCACAGCCAUUACUGUCCUUGGUGGGACCCCAGCCUGGAGUCCGCCAUCCUUCGGCCCCUGCCUGUGGCCACUGAGCUCUCAAGUGGCCACGUGCACAUCCCCUGCUCCUUCCCUGUCCACCUGCCUCGCCCAGUGGCCUUUCUGGUCCCAGCUGCUGAAACAGUGAGCUGCUCCAGGGUGAGGCUGCUUUCUGGCUCCUGGCAUAUUUGGACACAGAUGGGCCCUUAGUACAUGUCCCAGAGCAAGCACGCGGAGGCCCGGGAGCUCAUGUACUCGGGAGCCCUGCUGUUCUUCAGCCAUGGCCAGCAAAACAGCGCAGCAGACUUGUCCAUGCUUGUCCUGGAGUCCCUGGAGAAGGCAGAAGUGGAGGUGGCUGAUGAGCUGCUGGAAAAUCUAGCUAAAGUGUUCAGUCUGAUGGACCCCAACUCUCCUGAGCGCGUGGCCUUUGUGUCCAGAGCCCUGAAGUGGUCCAGUGGAGGCUCCGGGAAGCUGGGCCAUCCCCGGCUGCACCAGCUGCUGGCCCUUACCCUGUGGAAAGAACAAAACUAUUGUGAGUCGCGGUAUCAUUUUCUGCACUCGGCGGAUGGGGAGGGCUGUGCCAACAUGCUGGUGGAAUACUCUACGUCCCGCGGCUUCCGCAGCGAGGUGGACAUGUUCGUGGCCCAGGCCGUGCUACAGUUUCUCUGUUUAAAAAACAAAAGUAGCGCGUCGGUGGUCUUCACGACAUACACUCAGAAGCACCCGUCCAUCGAGGACGGGCCUCCAUUUGUGGAGCCGCUGCUCAACUUCAUCUGGUUCCUGCUGCUGGCUGUGGACGGUGGGAAGCUAACGGUGUUCACUGUGCUAUGUGAGCAGUACCAGCCAUCCCUCCGGCGUGACCCGAUGUACAACGAGGUGAGAGCUCAGGGCUGGGGAGGGAGGAGGGGACCCCAGGGCCUGGGUCUGCCGGCUCCUGAGCCUGCUGCCUCUGCCUUGCAGUACCUCGACCGCAUAGGACAGCUGUUUUUUGGCGUCCCGCCCAAGCAGACGUCUUCCUACGGAGGCCUGCUCGGGAACCUUCUGAGCAGCCUCAUGGGCUCCUCAGAGCAGGAGGAGGGAGAGGAGAGCCCCAGCGACGGCAGCCCGAUCGAGCUGGACUGAAGCGGCCGGGCCACGUGGAGACACCACGGUUGACGACGGCUCGAGGGACGUUUCAGAGGCGAGUCCUGGGUGGCUCCUCGCCUGGGGGCUCCCGGCCCUGAGGCUGGCGGUGGCCGCGUGCCGGCGCGUGUCUGUUACUGUGCGGCGGCUUAGGGUGGCGCGGCUGUGGGUUGCUGUGCUGCUGGGGCCCGGGAGCGGGGCCUCGCCCCUGCUGGCCGCCGCGUCCCCCAAGAUUGACCACAAUAAAGCACAGGCCUUGCCGCGGCGUCACCCUCUCCCACUCCUUUGUUCUGGGUCCUUUCGGGAGGGCUGAUGGGCAGCACAGGAGGCCCAUCCUCAGCGGGGACUGGGCACAUCAUGCUCCUUGCCUGGCAUCCAGCAUAGCUGCAGUCACCAAAGCAGGCACUGGCCCUCGGACAUGAGCGCCCAGCCGGGCCCAUGUGGUCUGCAGAUGCGAGCGGCUGUUUUUGAGCACGGGGCCACUCUGCGGUCACGGUGAACUGGUCCCCGUCGCAGACGGAGCGCACGUGCCCGCGCCAUGUUCUCAGGCUCAGUGGAGGGACGCGUUCGGCAGGACGGUGCCCACGGGUACUUGCAGCUGUGUCCCAUGUGGCAUCCCGGAGCUGCACCCUGCCGGUCUCCGUCAGCGCCACGCUGCUGUGCUGGAAAUGCCACUUUAAAAAGGGAUACCACGGGACUCUGCCCAUCUCUUUCAUAAUGCAAUAUUUAUUUGUAUUGGGUGAUUGAUUUUUUUGACCUGACAUUUUAGGUUUUAACCAAAUAACCGGUCCAGGAGUGAGCAGCUCCGUUCUCUGUCACAGAUGCUAUUCCAGAUGUUACCAGAACAAUGACAAAAGGGGAGACGCUCUAUUUUUUCACAGUUAAAGGACAGUUGUAGAUUGAUACACAGUUGUGCAUGGGAAGGGGAAACGCACAGCUUUAUUUCCUGUAAAGUGGAAUUUAAGGAAGGCUUGUGUGAACCGUUGCGCAUAAAUAAACCCUUUCUACCGGGC
Messenger RNA from Macaca mulatta (Rhesus monkey), 3340 nucleotides. Lineage: Eukaryota; Metazoa; Chordata; Mammalia; Primates; Cercopithecidae. The record is from RefSeq and is a predicted model, not a curated record.